AUGCUUGAUUUUGUGCCCGUGGUGAGCAUCAGGCCAUUCAUGUCGCCGCACGAGCACAGCGACUCGGAUCGUGCCGCCUCGGCGGCGACGUGGGACCGUGCGAUGUCAGAGGUUGGUUUCGCGUUCAUCACAGGACAUGGGGUUGAGGGCGAGACAGUCCGCAAAUUGCGCGACGGGUUUGCCGCCUUCUUUCGGCGCGAGGCUGCUCACAAAGAGUCCUACCGGCACGGGCCGUACGGCAGCCCGCUCGGCGGGUUCGAAGGACUCGGCGAGCAGGCGGUGGCUCUCUCUACAGACGGGCACGGGGUGCUGAACGGAGACGGCGUUUCGCAGACUCGCGCCGCCGAUCCUGUCGAGUCGUACGUGUGCUCUCGCGGCGAACCUGCGGAGUGGGGCCGCUCGCUGCCCGCGCAGCCGAACGAGUUCCAAGCCAUGGCAGCCUCGUACCACCGCCAGAUGAGGCGCGUGUUGGACGGCCUCAACCAGAUCAGCGCCGCUGCACUCGGGCUGUCGUGCACCUACUUUGAUCCGCUCUUCUCGCCUUCACCCACGUGCUUUGUGGUCGCAAAGCACUAUCCGCCGCAGCGGCAGCCACAGGGAGGCCUCCGCUAUGGCGCGCACACCGAUUAUGGCGGCUUUACCGUCCUCAAGCCCGACGACUCGGAUGGGAGUCUGCCGGGCUCCGGAGGACUGGAGGUGCUGCUCAAAGACGGCGCGACGUGGGCGCCCGUCGAGGACGCGUUUGUGGUCAACAUCGGCGACUUGUACGAGGACAUGACGAACGGUAGGUGGAUGAGCACCGUGCACCGCGUGCGCGCCCCGGAGCCCGGGACGGAGGCGGCGUCGCAAGGGAGGCUCUCCAUCGCAUUCUUCUCGGGGCCGCACGACGACGCGGUGGUGGAGACGAUCCCGUCGUGCGUCGAUUGCGCCGCGGGCGGAGGCGGCGUGCGGCUGCGGCAGCCGAUCACGGCGGGCGAGCACCUGCAGCGGAAGAUUUUGGCGACGCGGGUGGGAGCGACCGUGGGGGCGUAG
Molecule: messenger RNA, 1032 nt
Organism: Emiliania huxleyi CCMP1516
Lineage: Eukaryota; Haptophyta; Isochrysidales; Noelaerhabdaceae
Exons: 5
Coding region: 1-1032 (343 amino acids)
Molecular function (GO): dioxygenase activity
Source: RefSeq, a predicted model, not a curated record